This is a messenger RNA of Rhinopithecus roxellana (golden snub-nosed monkey), 2405 nucleotides long. It is a transcript of the gene WTIP, whose product is annotated as WT1 interacting protein. Gene Ontology annotation, cellular component: adherens junction; nucleus; P-body. Bases 98 to 1483 code for a protein of 461 amino acids. Gene Ontology annotation, biological process: positive regulation of miRNA-mediated gene silencing; cytoskeleton organization; negative regulation of hippo signaling. NCBI's taxonomy places the organism in Eukaryota, Metazoa, Chordata, Mammalia, Primates, Cercopithecidae. Gene Ontology annotation, molecular function: transcription corepressor activity. The record is from RefSeq and is a predicted model, not a curated record. The transcript has 9 exons.
CGGGCUCCGGGCCUCGGGCGGACGAUGCGGCGGCCCGGCCGGAGCGGCGGCGGGAAGCGGAGGCGGAGGUGACGCGCCAGGGCCGGCGGGCCGGGCCAUGCAGCGCUCCCGGGCGGCCGCGGACGAGGCGGCCCUGCUCCUGGCCGGGCUGGCCCUGCGGGAGCUGGAGCCCGGAGGCUGCUCUCCGGGUCGGGGGCGGCGGGGACCGCGGCCUGGGCCUGGAGACGAGGCGGCGCCCGCGCUGGGCCGCAGAGGGAAGGGCGGCGGCGGCCCCGAGGCCGGGGCGGACGGACUGAGCCGCGGGGAGCGGGGUCCCCGGCGCGCGGCGGCCCCGGAGCUCAGCGCGCAGCCUGCGGGCAGCCCACGGGCCAGCCUGGCGGGGUCCGACGGCGGCGGCGGCGGCGGCGGCAGCGCCCGCUCCAGCGGCAUCAGCCUGGGCUACGACCAGCGCCACGGCAGCCCGCGCUCCGGCCGCUCGGACCCUCGCCCCGGCCCCGGGCCGCCGUCGGUGGGCAGCGCCCGCUCCAGCGUGUCCAGCCUCGGCUCCCGGGGCUCGGCCGGCGCCUAUGCUGACCUCCUCCUGCCCGGCGCCUGCCCUGCGCCCGCUCGCUCCCCGGAGCCUGCGGGGCCAGCCCCCUUCCCGCUGCCUGCGCUCCCGCUGCCCCCGGGCCGGGAGGGCGGCCCAAGCGCGGCCGAGCGGCGGCUGGAGGCGCUUACCCGGGAGCUGGAGCGGGCGCUCGAGGCGCGCACGGCACGGGACUACUUCGGUACGUCUGCAAAGCCCAGCAGCCUGACAGCCUCCACUUCCCAGUGUGGCCCGGGCCCCCUGAUCUCUAGUUCUUGGGACAGCUCUUCAGGCAUUUGCAUCAAGUGUGGGCUUGGCAUCUAUGGAGCCCAGCAGGCAUGCCAGGCAAUGGGGAGUCUUUAUCACACCGACUGCUUCACCUGCGACUCGUGUGGGAGACGACUCCGUGGGAAGGCGUUCUACAACGUGGGCGAGAAAGUGUACUGCCAGGAGGACUUCCUGUAUUCCGGGUUCCAGCAGACAGCCGACAAGUGCAGCGUGUGUGGACAUCUCAUCAUGGAGAUGAUCCUGCAGGCCCUGGGCAAGUCCUACCACCCAGGCUGCUUCCGGUGCUCCGUGUGCAAUGAGUGCCUGGACGGGGUUCCCUUCACCGUGGACGUGGAGAACAACAUCUACUGCGUGCGAGACUAUCACACGGUUUUUGCUCCAAAAUGCGCCUCCUGUGCCCGUCCUAUCCUCCCUGCACAGGGCUGUGAGACAACCAUCCGUGUGGUGUCCAUGGACAGAGACUACCACGUGGCAUGUUACCACUGUGAGGACUGCGGGCUGCAGCUGAGCGGGGAGGAGGGACGCCGCUGCUACCCCCUGGCGGGUCACCUGCUGUGUCGUCGUUGCCACCUGCGGCGCCUCCAACCUGGGCCUGUUCCCUCACCCACUGUGCACGUCACUGAGCUCUGAGCAGGGGAAAACCCGUCCCAGGGCCGGGGUGGGUGUGGGUGUGGAGGGAGGGCCUGCGUGGGUGGCCCCGGUCAGUGUCAGGGGAGCUCCCUCUAAUCCCACUUUCCCACCGAGCUGCUGUCUGCAGGGGCCGGACCCCCGCGUGGAAGCUUCUAUUUAUUCACCGUCUGUGCCUGCUCAAGUCACUUCCCUGCGGGCCCUGCCUCCCACCCACCCCAUCACCAGCUUUCCACUUGGAGGCCCUCUGGAGGACCCCUGCGCCCUGCAGCCUCAGAGUAGGCCGUGGGUCACCAGGCUGCAGAGGGCCCCUGCCCUGGUCAGGGGCGCGAGGUGACCCGGCUGCAUUCCUGGGUGGGAGCUGCUGUCCGUUGUUCAGAGACCUGGGGACACCGCCCCACCCCCCCGCAAAGCGCGCUCCCAGGCAGGGUGUGGUCUGGAAGGCGGGGCUGGCAGGGACAUGGAUGGGUGUUCCUGCAUCUCCUAGCGCAGUGCCUGCUGGUGGGUGGGAGGGUGCCUGGCUUAGGUGGGGUCCCAGGAGGGGGUGAGGAAUGACACCCUUGGGGAGCGGGCCUGCAAAGGGCACUGCCUGUGGCCAUGUGGUCACUGUGGGAAUUGGUCCUGGGGACUUUGAUGGGUGUUUGCGGCCCCACUUGCCGCCCUGCUCCCUCUUCCAGGGCUCCUGGCUUGGGUCCCCCAGCCCACUCCCCUGCUCAGCCCGGGAAAAUGCCCCGUGCGGCUGCAGCCCCGGAUAUCGCUCAGGAGCGACGACGGGGGCGCUCUGGCCGCGCUGCAGGAAAGCCUGUGUUUGCACGCGGGGCACGGGGUUCCAAGACAAAAGGACAGGAUUUGACUUAAAUUAAGUUUUUCCCUUGAGGAUAUUUGCGUUUUCUUUAAAAGAAUAUAAUUUUCUUCUAAGAUCUUG